Molecule: messenger RNA, 1506 nt
Organism: Penicillium waksmanii
Lineage: Eukaryota; Fungi; Ascomycota; Eurotiomycetes; Eurotiales; Aspergillaceae
Exons: 5
Coding region: 1-1506 (501 amino acids)
Biological process (GO): transmembrane transport
Cellular component (GO): membrane
Molecular function (GO): transmembrane transporter activity
Source: RefSeq, a predicted model, not a curated record
AUGGAUCUUGAAAAGGAAUUCCCAGAACACGCGGAGGAGGCACAGUCUGCUGUCUUCCUUGAUGAUCGCGAGGAGUACGACUAUUUUUUGAGCAAAUUUGAUACAAAACGGCGAAACAAGCUCCUGCGGAAGAUUGAUUGGCGCUUAUUACCGAUACUGUCUCUAUUCUAUCUCAUAUCGUUCAUGGAUAGAGCCAAUAUUGGAAAUGCGAAGCUACAGGGCCUCGAGGAAGAUUUAAACUUGACUCCCGGCGAGUACAACUGGGCGUUAACUAUCUUUUUCUUCCCUUACGGCGCCUUCGAGGUUCCUAGCAAUCUUGCAUUAAAGUUUACAAAGCCCUCAAUAUGGAUUCCUAUUAUCAUGCUCUCAUGGGGCUUGGUGAUGAUGUGUAUGGGUUGGGUAAAAGACUACUCUGGAUUAUUAGCGACUCGCUUUUUCUUAGGAGUGACCGAGGCCGGCCUAUUUCCGGGGGUAACUUAUCUCUGCUCUACGUGGUAUUGCCGCUAUGAACUGCAGUUUCGUAUUGCUUUGUUCUAUUGCGCAGCCAGCCUUGCCGGUUCUUUUUCUGGACUUCUUGCAUAUGGCAUAGGGUUCAUGGACGGGAUCAGAGGUUAUAGCGGCUGGCGUUGGAUCUUUAUCCUGGAGGGUGUUCUCACAAUAAUCGUCGCCUUAGUCUCGCAUCCCUUCAUAUGCGAUGAUCCAGUGUCGUCUUCCUGGCUGACUAUAGAAGAAAAGCGAUUCAUCACUUUAAGGCUGCAAUUUGAUGGCCACGAAAGCGGAUACAAGGAGUCUGCAUUCCAGAAAUAUCAUUUGAAACAAGCCUUUUUGGACACGAAAGUUUACCUCGGCUGCAUAUUAUUCACGAUCGUAUCUAUGGGGACGUAUGCAUUGUCCUUCAGUCUUCCCACGACAAUCAAGAUCCUUGGCUACACUGCAGCUCAGGCGCAACUUAUGACCAUUCCAGUAUACGCAUUUGCGAGUAUAAUGUGUGUGCUCAAUGCAUGGGCCUCUGACCGCCUGGGGCGUCGAUAUCAUGCUGUUGUGAUUCCCUACCUGAUCGGGAUCAUAGGUUUCAUUAUUUGCAUAACCGUUGACCCGGAAGAAAAGCCAGGAGUAAUCUAUCUUGCGAUGUUCUUCAUUGCAGCAGCGCUUUUCCCCACGACUCCCAGUGUCGUUUGCUGGAUGGCGAAUAAUCUAUCAGGACAAUGGAAGAGAGCAGUCGGAAUGGCUCUUACAUUUACUGGCGGCAACCUAAUUGGAGGUGUUGUCGGGUCAAACAUCUUUUUGGCCAGAGAGUCUCCAACAUUUCACACAGCCUACUACAUAAUGGUGGCCGUUUUUGGUGCUGGCAUUUUGGUCGCCACGUUCAAAUUAUGGCUUCUCAUCGCGACAAACAAGAAGCGAGAUGGUCUGGUCGAAAGUAUGCCGGAGGAAAGGCUGGCAAUAUUGGAUGAAGAAACCAAGUUUUUGGGAGAUAAUAGCCCCUUUUUCCGUUAUACUCUAUGA